This is a messenger RNA of Esox lucius (northern pike), 2631 nucleotides long. RefSeq names its product zinc finger protein 345-like. Gene Ontology annotation, biological process: regulation of transcription by RNA polymerase II. Gene Ontology annotation, molecular function: RNA polymerase II cis-regulatory region sequence-specific DNA binding; DNA-binding transcription factor activity, RNA polymerase II-specific. The transcript is spliced from 3 exons. Lineage: Eukaryota; Metazoa; Chordata; Actinopteri; Esociformes; Esocidae. The record is from RefSeq and is a predicted model, not a curated record. The coding region runs from base 709 to 2490 and encodes 593 amino acids.
CCUGUAGCUGAUUCUGAACUAACUACUUUUAUUUCAUCCCUCUAUUAUCACCUGUAUCUCAUCCCUCUAUAAUCAACUAUAUCUCAUCUUUCUAUUAUCACCUGUAUCUCAUCCCCCUAUAAUCACCUUUAUCUCAUCCCUCUUAUCGUCUGUAUCUCAUUCCUCAAUUAUCACCUGUAUCUCAUCCCUCUAUUAUCUCUGUAUCUCAUCCAUCCAUUUUUACUUGUAUCUGUGUUUCAAUUUCUCAGGGAGGCAGGUUUUAGUAGAAGAAUAUGAUGUAGAUAGGCCUCACACUCCGGUACAGUAGGUGGCAGUAUAUGCACUUUUCACAUGAUUGCGAUUCGACAACGAAGAAGAAGAAAAAGCAUAGAGGUUUUGCAUUUUCUUCUUUGAUCUCGUCAAGCUUCUAGGUCUGGUUUAAGAGGCUCCUUAACCGAAAGGAGAUACCUUGCAGAAAGAGUAAGAAAAUUAUGAUUCGUUUGCCUGUUUAGGGAAGAAUAACGAUUGUCCACACCAUACACGGACCCGCUAAUUUAUUUAAACCCCCUAGCUUGAAAUAACAGAAAAACGGAGAACUAGCUCUUAACUGGUUCUCAGUCACCCUGUUCACGGUGGAAUGACCGUUGAACGAGUCGUACACGGAUCGAAUCGUUGAGGCUGGCGAGGAAUAGGAGACGGUACUAGGAAAAUAAUCUGCUUACGUUGCAGAUGGAGGACAAACCCAGCCUGCUGCUCUCCUUCCACACUGAGCCUAAAGAAGAGUCACUGGAUCCUUAUUGGGACAGUGGAACUCAGUGUUCGUUGGUGGAUUCAGAGAUGAAAUCAGAGAAGCUGGAAGACUGCAGUCAAACACUGGGGACGAAUGAUAUUAAAUAUGAAGAGGAGAAGAAGAUUGGGGAUUUUACUAAUCAAGAUGAGUUUGCUGAAGUUCUUACAUUGCCUACACCUGGAGAGCAACAGCAGGAUGAUUGUGAAGAAAAGUCUCACCUCUGCCCCCAUUGUGGAAAACAUUUCCUUUCUAUAUCACUGCUAAAAAGACAUAUUAAUAUACACUCUGGAGAGAAACCAUACUCCUGUUUUGACUGUGGGAAGAGUUUCUCAAGUUCAGGCAGCCUUAAAGGUCAUCUGCGCAUACACACUGGAGAGAACCCAUACUCCCGUCCUGACUGUGGGAAGAGUUUCUCAAGUUCACGCAGCCUUAAAGGUCACAUGCGCAUACACACUGGAGAGAACCUAUACUCCUGUCCUGACUGUGGGAAGAGUUUCUCUUACAUAAGCACCCUUACUAUUCACCAGCGCAUACACACUGGAGAGAAGCCUUACUCCUGUUCUGACUGUGGGAAGAGUUUCUCUCAAUCAGCCCACCUUAAUAUUCACCAGCGCAUACACACUGGAGAGAAGCCUUACUCCUGUUCUGACUGUGAGAAGAGUUUCAUUUCAUCAUAUAAACUAACUAGACAUCAGAGAACGCACACAGGAGAGAAGCCCUACUCCUGUUGUGACUGUGGGAAGAGUUUCUCAAGUUCAGGCAGCCUUAAAGGUCAUCUGUGCAUACACACUGGAGAGAACCCAUACUCCCGUCCUGACUGUGGGAAGAGUUUCUCAAGUGCACGCAGCCUUAAAGGUCACAUGCGCAUACACACUGGAGAGAACCUAUACUCCUGUCCUGACUGUGGGAAGAGUUUCUCUCACAUAAGCAACCUUACUAUUCACCAGCGCAUACACACUGGAGAGAAGCCAUACUCCUGUUCUGCCUGUGGGAAGAGUUUCUCUCACAUAAGCACCCUUACUAUUCACCAGCGCAUACACACUGGAGAGAAGCCUUACUCCUGUUCUGACUGUGGGAAGAGUUUCUCUCAAUCAGCCCACCUUAAUAUUCACCAGCGCAUACACACUGGAGAGAAGCCUUACUCCUGUUCUGACUGUGGGAAGAGUUUCAUUUCAUCAUAUACACUAACUAGACAUCAGAGAACGCACACAGGAGAGAAGCCCUACUCCUGUUGUGACUGUGGGAAGAGUUUCUCAGGUUCAGGCAGCCUUAAAGAUCAUCUGCGCAUACACACUGGAGAGAACCCAUACUCCUGUCCUGACUGUGGGAAGAGUUUCUCAAGUUCAGGCGGCCUUAAAGGUCACAUGCGCAUACACACUGGAGAGAACCUAUACUCCUGUCCUGACUGUGGGAAGAGUUUCUCUCACAUAAGCAUCCUUACUAUUCACCAGCGCAUACACACUGGAGAGAAGCCUUACUCCUGUUCUGACUGUGGGAAGAGUUUCUCUCAAUCAGCCCACCUUAAUAAUCACCAGCGCAUACAAACUGGAGAGAAGCCUUACUCCUGUUCUGACUGUGAGAAGAGUUUCAUUUCAUCAUAUAAACUAACUAGACAUCGGAGAACGCACACAGGAGAGAAGCCCUACUCCUGUUGUGACUGUGGGAAGAGUUUCUCAAGUUCAGGCAGCCUUAAAGGUCAUCUGCGCAUACACACUGGAUAGAACCCAUACUCCUGUCCUGACUGUGGGAAGAGUUUCUCAAGUUCACGCAGCCUUAAAGGUCAUCUGCGCAUACACACUGGAGAUAAGCCAUACUCCUGUCCUGACUGUGGGAAGAGUUUCUCUCACAUAUGCAUCCUUACU